Molecule: messenger RNA, 2054 nt
Organism: Physcomitrium patens
Lineage: Eukaryota; Viridiplantae; Streptophyta; Bryopsida; Funariales; Funariaceae
Source: RefSeq, a predicted model, not a curated record
GGAGUACCCACUUGUGUGCUCAUACUUGUGCCACGGGCUAGUUAUCUGCUUGUGUAACUUACACAAGGAGAGCCGUGGAAGGUGGCAUGAUCAAGCAUGUCCUGCACUCAUGCAUUUCCAGGUCACCAGCAAAUGGCCUGUUCACAUUCUCACCUGUGCCAGGUCCAGCGUUCAAUUAUUAGAAGAGGCACUGUUAAAAUGCUGUAACCCCAGAUCCAAGAUGUGUCGAGGAGGAGUUUGAAGAAUUCUCCCCUGUUAUUUUCUCUUUGUGUGAAGAAUAUGCCGAUGCGAUUUGCAACCCAGAUUUGGUUUUGUAGAUGCAAAGCUCCAAACGCUUGUCAGAAACACGGUUGCGGUUCCAGGCCGUAGGUGAACUGGGGGAGGAGGAUGGGUUUAGACUUGGCUCAGUACAAUGCAACACAAAGUAAUAUUACAGCAACUUGCAAAGAAGGCCGCGUGGACAGCCUGCCCAUGAUCGCCAGUAAGGUUAUUGGGUUGUGGGUGACCUCCGUUUCACACUGUACAGGAGAGGCCGCAGACACAAGAGCCGGAGCUCUUCAUUGGAAGUCUACAUGAAGCAUUUAAAAAAAUUUAUUGUGCAGGUGUGGUGAAAAUGUGGUGGAAAUGUUGAAUGAUUGUGUGCGGCUUGUGGUUGGCUCUCAACAUCCAGUGUCAGUUUUGCAUGAAAAGGUUGAUUCACGUCCAUGCACAGCGUUGAUAGGUGUUGGGUCGCUCGAUGGGCCCUUAUGACAGCGAUGAGUAAUUGUGAGUAAAUCCUUCCAUCGGAGCCGGCGAUUUGUGGAUAUUCCGACAGCUUUUCUGAAUGCUUGCGUAGUUUGUCUGAUGGGCGUAGGUGCCAGGAGUUUCGCUGGAGAUUUUCUGUCGCUUUUAUUACUGCAAGGUAGCCUGAAAUUUGAGGGGAUAAUGUGGCACUCGUAACAGAUUAGGGGGUGCCGACGGGAAGGAUCUGCACCCACUAAUAAUUAGUAUCCUUUGAAGCGUCUUUCAAUAUUUAGAUUAAUCUUAAAUGUGCAGUAUGACAAAGAAGCGUACCACUAAAAGUCGGCUGGAUUACUACCGCAUUGCCAACACUCAGAAAAUUAUCAAACCUGGAGAUACGGUGACUUUGCGGCCACCAGAUCUCACCACACCCCCGUAUGUGGCAAGGAUUGAACUCAUUGAGCUUGACGCGGCAGAGAAAAUAACGCUGAAAGUGCGUUGGUACUAUCGACCUGAAGAGUCGGCAGGUGGGCGUAGGCAAUUUCAUGGCUCAAAAGAGCUUUUUCUUUCUGACCACUACGACGUUUGCAGCCCCGAGGCCGUAGAAAACAAGUGCACUAUCCACACUUUCAAAGAUUACACACGCCUGGAGGAUGUAGGAACAGAUGAUUAUUUCUGCCGAUUCGAUUACAAUGCUAGAUCUGGGACAUUUUCGCCAGAUCGUGUUGCCGUGUAUUGUAAGUGUGAGAUGCCCUACAAUCCCGAUGAUUUAAUGGUUCAAUGCGAGAACUGUAAAGACUGGUUUCAUCCGAAAUGUGUAAUGCUUUCUUCCGAAGACAUAAAAAAUGUCAAGAACUUUCAUUGCCCUGACUGUAUCAAUAGUUGAGGCCAGUCAUCAUCAAUAUAGCAAUUUACUGCUAAUCGUUAACCUCGAUUUUUAUUGGUAGUAGGGAGCAAGACUUGGAUCCAUUUACACCAAGUAGUAGGACUCAAGAUUUCAAAUGAGGGAGAGAUGAAUCCUGUCUUAUGAAUGUGUCAGAGAUUAUGAAUGGUUUCAGUCCAUCUCUGCGGCAGGCCAAGCUUAUAGAAAUUGAUUUUUCCUGCUGAGAUGAAAUAGGUCUAGUCGUUGCUACCUCAGUUUCUUUCUUUCCAGACUGGGAGGGGAUAUUUGCAGUAUCAUGGAAAGUUGAAGAAGAUGCUCGUGCGCAAUUGAAAAUGCAUAUGAGUUUAGCCCCGUCGUAGAAGUCCAAUUUGGCCAUCCGUCGACUGUGCCAUUUAAUAUUUGAUUGCAAUAAUUUUUCAACAGAAAUUAAGCUACCUAAUUUGCAUUUUAA